Molecule: messenger RNA, 4963 nt
Organism: Synchiropus splendidus (mandarinfish)
Lineage: Eukaryota; Metazoa; Chordata; Actinopteri; Syngnathiformes; Callionymidae
Product: NACHT, LRR and PYD domains-containing protein 12-like
Exons: 16
Coding region: 533-4477 (1314 amino acids)
Molecular function (GO): protein binding
Source: RefSeq, a predicted model, not a curated record
GUGAAAGUCAAAUCAAAGUUCGUGGCACUUGGGUUCUUUUGACCGUCACUGAAGGUUGUGAGAGAAGGGAAGCUAAAUAAAGCAUCUGAAGAGGAAACGGUGAGUUUGUCGAACGGUGGUGUCAUCGUGCAUCUGUGUUUUGAAGCUUCCAAACGUGAACUUCUUGCAAAAAGGGAGUAAAACAAAACGACGCAGCGAAUGUUCCGGAUUAUUCCCUCCUCAUUCUGGGGAAUAGUCUGAAUCGAGUCGUUAUCACUUGUUCAUUUGCAAAUAUUAUCGAAUAAUCGUUGUUACAACUUAUUCUCUCAACUUGUGAGGGUAAUAAAAAUGAGAGCGAGUAUCAAUUCCCGCCAGUAGGUGUCAGUGUUUAGGCGUGACCGGCGGAGACAGCUGAAGAAGUGUGUUCUUCGACGUUCUGUGUUUCUCACCGGACACAGCAGCUCGCGCACAGGGUGAGCUCCAUCGAUGAACGAGUUUCUGUGAGCAGAGCAGAAGAAGAAGCUGAGCUCAGCUGGAAGCUCCACCUCCAAACAUGGACAGAAGUCAGAGCAGAGAGCUGCUCCCAGGUGUGGACACAGAGGAGGAAGCUCCUCCCUCUAAAGCCCCUCUGGGUGAGGACCAUGGCAGCCAGACCAGAGCUCAGAGAACAAAGCCACUCACAUCAGAAGCUGCUGGACGAGGACACGGACCUGGACCUGCUUCCAGCUUUGUGUCUCUGAAGAGUGAUGCGUCGAUGGGAAGAUAUAUUGACUUCAGUGGAGGACAGGACCAUCAGAGGAGGAGCAGGUUUAAACAGGAGAAACCAGAAGAGUCUGAACUCAGCUGUGUGUCUCUGAAGAGUGACAGGUCGAUGGAUCUUCUUAUUGAUUUCAAAGGUGGACAAGAGCAUUCAGGAGAAAGCUGGGCUGCACCUGGAAGAGUCAGUGAGGAUCAGCAGGUCUCAGAUGUUCUGAGUCUCCAGUGUGUCCAGCAGCAUCAGACAGAUCUGGACUCCACACUUCAGCUGCUUGAGCAGACUGUCAUGACCCUGGUGAAGAAGGAAGUGAGGAGAGUCCAAAGGUUCCUCAGUCCAGAUGAUCCCAAAUACCAGGAUGAUGAGGAAGAGGUGAAGGUGAAGUGUGAUGAGGAGCAGAUGAGGAGCAGCAGAGAAGCUUUCCUGGACUUCAUCAUGAACCUCCUGAGGAGCAUGGAGGAGGAGGAGCUUGCUGGUUGUGUGUGGAGCAUAAGUCGUGGUGGAGCGUGUGCAGGACGACUGAAGAGGAGCCUGCAGAAGAAGUUCCACAGUGUGUUUGAGGGGGUGGCUAAAACAGGAAACUCCGCCCCUCUGAAUCAGAUCUACACAGAGCUCUACAUCACUGAGGGGGGCACAGACCAAGUCAACCAGGAGCACGAGGUCCGACAGAUCGAAGCAGCAACCAGGAACCAGACCAAAGCAGAAACUACCAUCAGACAAGAAGACCUCUUUAAAGCCUCACCUGAGAGAGAGGGACCAAUCAGGAGCCUGCUGACGAAGGGCGUGGCUGGCAUUGGGAAGACCCUCCUGACACAGAAGCUGACUCUGGACUGGGCUGAAGACAAAGCCCACCAGAACUUCCAGCUCAUGUUUCCUUUCACCUUCAGAGAGCUGAACCUGCUGAAAGAGAAGAAGUUGAGUUUGGUGGAACUUGUUCAUCGCUUCUUUCCUGAAACCAAAGAAUCAGGACUCAGCAGCUUUGAAGGAGUCCAGGUUCUGUUCAUCUUGGACGGUCUGGACGAGUGUCGACUCCCUCUGGACUUCAACAGUCGGGUCCUGACAGAAGCUACAGAGUCCACCUCAGUAGACAUCCUGCUGACCAACCUCAUCAGGGGGAAGCUGCUUCCCUCAGCUCACCUCUGGAUAACCACACGACCUGCAGCAGCCAAUCAGAUCCCUCCUGAGUGUGUGGACAUGGUGACAGAGGUCAGAGGGUUCACUGACCUCCAGAAGGAGGAGUACUUCAGGAAGAGGUUCAGAGAUGAGGAGCAGACCACCAUCAUCUCUCACAUCAGGAGCUCACGAAGCCUCUACAUCAUGUGUCACAUCCCCAUCUUCUGCUGGAUCACUGCCACAGUUCUGGAGGACAUGUUGAAGAGCAGAGAGACCAGAGAGCUGCCCAAGACCCUGACUGAGAUGUACAUCCACUUCCUGGUGGUUCAGGCCAAAGUCAAGAAGAUCAAGUACCAUGGAGGAGCUGGGACAGACACAGUUUGGGAUCCUGAGAGCAGGAAGAUGAUUGAGUCUUUGGGAAAACUGGCUUUUGAGCAGCUGCAGAGAGGAAACUUGAUCUUCUAUGAAUCAGACCUCACAGAGUGUGGCAUCGACAUCACAGCUGCUGCAGUUUACUCUGGAGUCUUCACACAGAUCUUCAGAGAGGAGAGAGGACUGUACCAGGACAAGGUCUUCUGCUUCAUCCACCUGAGUCUUCAGGAGUUUCUGGCUGCUCUUCAUGUCCACCUGAUGUUCUUCAACUCUGGAGUUGACCUGCUUGAUUCACAACAAACAUCUGUACUGACAAGACUCUUUAGAAACAAACUUCUUCCAUGGCAGUUCUAUCAGAGAACAAUAAAUGAAGCUGUAGAAAGUCCAAAUGGACAUCUGGACUUGUUCCUGCGCUUCCUUCUGGGUCUUUCUCUGCAGAGCAGCCAGAGUCUCCUUCCAGGUUUGUUGACCCAGACAGGAAGUAGCUCUUGGACCCAUCAGGACACAGCAGAGCUCAUCAAGAAGAAGAUCAGUGAGAAAGUGUCUCCAGAGAGAGUCAUCAACCUGUUCCACUGUCUGAGUGAAGUGAAGGACACUUCUCUAGUGGAGCAGGUCCAACAGGAGUUGAGAUCAGGACGUCUCUCCACAGAUCAACUGUCUCCUGCUCAGUGGUCCACCCUGGCCUUCAUCUUACUGUCCUCAGAGGAAGAUCUGGAGGUAUUUGACCUGAAGAAAUACUCUGCUUCAGAGGAGGCUCUUGAGAGGCUGCUGCCUGUGGUCCAAGCUUCAAAGGAAGUUCUACUGAGAGACUGUCAGCUAUCAGGGAGAAGUGGUUCCCUUCUGUCCUCAGUCCUCAGCUCUCCGUCCUCUCGUCUGACACAACUGGACCUGAGCUGCAACGAGAACCUGAAGGAUCCAGGAGUGGAGCUGCUGUCUGCUGGACUGAAGAGUCCACACUGUCACCUGGAGACUCUCAGCCUGAGCUGGUGUUUCCUGUCAGAGAGAAGUGGUUUCCUUCUGUCCUCAGUCCUCAGCUCUCCGUCCUCUCGUCUGACACAACUGGACCUGAGCUGCAGCAAGCUGAAGGAUCCAGGAGUGGAGCUGCUGUCUGCUGGACUGAAAAGUCCACACUGUCACCUGGAGACUCUCAGCCUGAGCUGGUGUGGACUGUCAGAGAGAAGUGGUUCCCUUCUGUCCUCAGUCCUCAGCUCUCUGUCCUCUCGUCUGACACAACUGGACCUGAGCCACAACUAUGACCUGGAGGAUCCAGGAGUGGAGCUGCUGUCUGCUGGACUGAAGAGUCCACACUGUCACCUGGAGACUCUCAGCCUGAGCUGCUGUCAGCUGUCAGAGAGAAGUGGUUCCCUUCUGUGCUCAGUCCUCAGCUCUCCGUCCUCUCGUCUGACACAACUGGACCUGAGCUACAACGAGAACCUGAAGGAUCCAGGAGUGGAGCUGCUGUCUGCUGGACUGAAGAGUCCACACUGUCACCUGGAGACUCUCAGUCUGUCAGGGUGUGGGAUCUCAGACAGAGGCUGUGCUUCUCUGGCCUCAGCUCUGACCUCUAACCCCUCCCAUCUGAGAGAGCUGGACCUGAGCUUCAACCAUCCAGGAGGACCAGGACUGGAGCUGCUGUCUGCUGGACUGGAGAGUCCAGACUGGAGGCUGGAGACUCUCAGGCUGGAUCACUGUGGACCACUGAGUUUAUCAUCUGGAGUGAGGAGAUACUUCCGACCACUCUCACUGGACCCAGACACAGCUCACCGGCGCCUCCUACUGUCCAGCAACAACCACACGGUGGAGCUAGUGACAGAGGAUCAGGAGUAUCUGGACCAUCCCGACAGGUUUGAGCGGUGUCCUCAGGUGGUGAGCAGAGACGCUGUGACUGGUGUCUGUUACUGGGAGGUGGAGUGGAGAGGAAGAGUUUCUGUGGCCGUGACUCUCAGGAGAGACGGAGGGAAAGAAGACGAGUCUGAGUUUGGACAGAACCGUUAUUCCUGGAGUCUGAGCUGCUCUGAUGAUGCUGGAUAUAAAGUCUGUCACAAUAAGAGAGAAACUGUCAUCCAGAGCUCAGAAGUUUCUCACAGAGUUGGAGUGUUGAUGAACGCACCUGCUGGAGUUUUGCACUUCUUCAGUGUCUCCUCUGGAGUCCGACUCGACUCCUUAUUCACCUCCACUGAACCUCUGUACCUGGGAUUUGGACUCAGAGAGGCUCCUGGUUCUGGUUCCUCAGUGUGUGUGUGUCACCCGAGUAUGUGAGUGUGUUCCUCCAACAAACUGGUGUUACUGGUUCAAAUCCCCAUCCAAACUGCUGACAGUGAGGAAUGAAUCUGCUUCUGAAACAAACAGGUUCUUCUGCAGAAAAGAACAAAAGAAUGUGAGAUGUUUGAAGAAGAGAAACUUUGUCUUUCAUCACUCUCUUUCUUUCUCCUGUAAACGUCUUCACGUCCUGCUCAGUGGUCUCUUCCUGCUCCUUCUAUCAUCUCUGUGUUCAGUCCCUGAAAGACUCCUCCAAGUCUCCAUCCUCAUGUGAAGAAGACUUCAGCACAUUCUCAAUCCAGUCUGUCCUUUUUCUUCUUCCCUGUGGACAGAUCACAUGACAACAAUCUUCAUCCAUGAACUCUUGAACGGUCAGUCGACCUUCAGUGAAGAGUUCAGAUCAGCUCUGGAAUAUCUGAUUGAAUGACAACAUUUGUGUGAUGAACAUGUGUCGUUGAUGAAACUGAUCUUCUUGUAAACAAUAAA